AUGAGUAUUUGGUAUUCUUUUUGUAAUAUUUUUGGAUAUGGUGUAGAUUUUCAUGUUAAUACUGCUGCUGAAUGUUUAUUAACUUUUGGUUUAUAUAUGUUAAGUUUAAUAUUAGUAGUUACCUAUACUGCAAAUUUAGCAUCUUAUUUAACAAUAUCAAAAUCAAAAGAUAUUAUUUCAGAAAUAAACAGCUAUCGAAAUUAUUAUCCAUUAAAAUCUCAACAAAACUUAUAUGAUAGUUUACUUGCUGGGAUUAUUGAUGCAUCUUUUAUGGAUAAUGGUGUUAGUGAAUAUAUUACUAAUAAUAUUUAUUGUAAUUUAACUUUAGUUGAAGAUGAUUUUGAAAAAGGAGUUUUUGGAAUUGUUACACCGAAAGAAUGGUUAUAUACUAAAGAUUUAGAUGUUAAUAUUUUAUUAUUAAGCGAGUCAGGUCAACUUGACUAUUUAAGACAAAAAUGGUUUCAAAAAUGA
This is a messenger RNA of Rotaria sordida, 471 nucleotides long. Lineage: Eukaryota; Metazoa; Rotifera; Eurotatoria; Philodinida; Philodinidae. The record is from the annotation of a GenBank genome assembly.